Messenger RNA from Ostrea edulis (European flat oyster), 5756 nucleotides. Its product is annotated as ATP-binding cassette sub-family E member 1-like. Gene Ontology annotation, biological process: ribosomal subunit export from nucleus; translational initiation; translational termination. Gene Ontology annotation, molecular function: ribosomal small subunit binding; ATP hydrolysis activity; iron ion binding. The transcript has 16 exons. Bases 117 to 1946 code for a protein of 609 amino acids. Lineage: Eukaryota; Metazoa; Mollusca; Bivalvia; Ostreida; Ostreidae. The record is from RefSeq and is a predicted model, not a curated record.
GCCCCUUAUUACACCGGCUUCCACCAGGUGAAAAAGGAAGCGUCCAAGUGCCACAGAAGCAUUUGGGUUCAGAGGAAUCCAUUUCGGCAUUUGUGGGAUUACUGAUUUAUUAAGAAAUGUCUCGAAAGAACGACAAAUCCACUGCUCCAACUGAUAAACUGACUCGUAUUGCCAUCGUCAGCAACGACAAGUGUAAGCCAAAGAGAUGCAGGCAGGAGUGCAAGAAGUCAUGUCCUGUCGUCAGGAUGGGUAAGCUGUGCAUUGAAGUAUCCCCUGCAGACAAAAUUGCUUUUAUUUCGGAGGAACUCUGCAUUGGAUGUGGUAUAUGUUCCAAGAAAUGUCCAUUUGAAGCAAUAUCCAUUAUCAAUUUGCCAAGUAAUCUUGAGAAAGACACCACCCAUCGAUACAGUGCCAAUUCUUUCAAACUUCACAGAUUACCCAUUCCUAGGCCUGGGGAAGUUCUGGGGUUGGUUGGCACCAAUGGUAUAGGAAAGUCCACUGCACUGAAAAUCUUAGCAGGAAAACAGAAGCCAAACUUAGGAAGGUUUGAUGAUCCCCCUGAUUGGACAGAGAUCUUGACCUACUUCAGAGGAUCAGAAUUGCAGAACUUCUUCACAAAAAUUCUGGAGGAUGACCUGAAGGCCAUUAUCAAACCCCAGUAUGUAGAUCAGAUUCCAAAGGCUGUCAAGGGAUCAGUGCAGCAGUUAUUGGACAAAAAGGAUGACCUAGGAAACCAGGAAGAUGUCUGUGUACAACUGGAUCUGGUAAAUGUUAAGGACAGAAAUGUGGAAGCGCUGUCUGGAGGAGAGCUCCAGAGAUUUGCUUGUGCCAUGGUGUGCAUUCAGAAAGCUGACAUAUUUAUGUUUGACGAGCCGUCCAGCUACCUGGAUGUGAAACAGAGGCUGAAGGCUGCUCUGGCAAUCCGACAACUGAUUAACCCCGACAAAUUCAUCAUCGUUGUUGAACAUGACUUGUCUGUCCUGGAUUAUCUGUCAGAUUUCAUCUGCUGUCUCUAUGGAGUGCCGGGGGCUUACGGAGUAGUUACUAUGCCUUUCAGUGUUAGAGAAGGAAUCAACAUAUUCUUGGAUGGGUUUGUGCCUACAGAAAAUCUUCGAUUCAGGGAAGUGUCUUUGACAUUCAAGGUUGCAGAAACAGCUUUGGAGGAGGAAAUUAAGAGGAUGUGUCGAUAUGAAUAUCCAAAUAUGAGGAAAUUAAUGGGAAAUUUUGAACUAAGGGUUGGAAGUGGACAGUUCACAGACUCAGAGAUCAUUGUUAUGUUGGGAGAAAAUGGGACAGGAAAAACAACUUUUAUCAGGAUACUGGCAGGAAAACUGAUCCCCGAUGAAGGAGGUCCUUGCCCGAUGUUGAAUGUUAGCUACAAACCGCAGAAGAUUAGUCCCAAGUCACAGGGUACAGUCAGACAACUACUGCACGACAGAAUCCGGGACGCGUACGUACAUCCACAGUUCGUAACCGACGUCAUGAAACCGCUCCUGAUAGAAAGCAUCAUUGAUCAAGAGGUUCAGAACUUGUCUGGAGGAGAAUUACAGAGAGUGGCCUUGGCUCUCUGUCUAGGAAAACCUGCUGAUGUUUACCUGAUUGAUGAGCCAUCGGCGUAUUUAGAUUCUGAACAGCGUCUGCAUGCCGCAAAAGUCAUCAAGAGGUUUGUGUUGCAUGCCAAAAAGACUGCCUUUGUGGUGGAACACGAUUUCAUCAUGGCUACCUACCUUGCCGAUCGUGUGGUUGUGUUUGAUGGGAAGCCUUCAAUCUCUACAAAGGCCAAUAGCCCACAGUCAUUGUUAAACGGAAUGAACAGCUUCUUAGAGUCAUUGGAUAUUACGUUCAGGCGAGAUCCCAACAACUUCCGCCCUCGUAUCAACAAACUCAACUCCGUCAAGGACACUGAACAGAAGAAGGGUGGGAACUACUUUUUCUUGGAGGACUGAAACUGGGUCAUUGCGACCCAGAAGAUUGUUAGCUUGGGCUCUCCGAGCUUUACACUUGUGGUGCCUGGCUGUCGGUUAGAUAAAAGGAAAUGGUGGAAGUUUAUAAAAUGUACAUCAAUUGGAAAAUCAUGGAGAACAUGCACUAUUAAAGUUGAAUUUUAAAUCAAAAAUGGUAUAAAAUACAUUGUAGCAGUCAUUGAUUGAUUCACCAACAAGUGAUCCGUGUUGUAGAUCAUCUGAUGACAUGGCAAUUCUGUUCUUCAUUAUCAGGGCUCUCGUUUCUCAAAAUAUGGGGGUGAACAGAAGGCCCUUCCAUUCUCAAAGAGGAAAAGGGCCACAUGUUUCUCAAAACUGAAAUGUCAUUUUUCCCUGUUACGAAAUCUUGAGAGAUUUGAUGAUGUGUAAUUUUAUCUUCACAAAGAAUAUGGUGUCCAUUAAUUAUGAAGAAUAUACUGUAUGUACAUUUAUAAAUCCACUUUGCGUAUCUUGAGGGUGAGAGAUAACGGCCGGAGUAUACAAUCUUUGAUAUUUUCCUUGUAUAUUUAAUGCAACAGAUUUUUUGUUAAGUCUUGUUAAAAGCCAUAUAAUGUAAGAACACACUGUACAUUUUAUUAUUUUCACAGACCAUGAAUUUUAACAUUUUUAAUCCCUUUGUUCUGUUUAUUUCCUGUAUUUUACUGGAAUCAAAGUCAUUUGUUUUCUUUUUUUUAAUACAAUUUUCUUUAAUGUAAACAUAGUAAAGCAGUUUAAUGUAAACUUACAUUUUUGUAAAGCAGUUAAUGUGAGAUUACGUUAUUGUAAAGCACUUAAUGUGAGAUUACAUUAUUGUAAAGCAAUUAAUGUGAUAUUACAUUGAUAUUGUAAAGCAGUUAAUGUGAGAUUACAUUAUUGUAAAGCAGUUAUGUGAGAUUACAUUAUUGUUAAGCAAUUAAUGUGAGAUUACAUUAAUAUUGUAAAGCAGUUAAUGUGAAAUUACAUUAUUGUAAAGCAGUUAAUGUGAGAUUACAUUAUUGUAAAGCAGUUAAUGUGAGAUUACAUUAUUGUAAAGGCUGUGCUGGUCUGUUGUAAGUUGUAGUCUGAAUAUAAAAAGGUGAAAAAAUGUGAAAUUAUCAACUGUAGACAUUUUUAUAUGGUCUAACAAGCUGUCUGAUAUUCAAAUUCUUCAAUAAAUGAAUUGCUGUCUAUAAUUUAAUACUGCAGGAUGAUUGUGUUAGAACUUUGUGUAGCCUAUGAAUGGGUGGUGCUAGUUACACCUGGCCAGGAUUUCUCGGAAAAAAACUUAAAUCGAAAUUUGGACUUAAGUCUGAGAUUUUACUCAUGUUUGACUGCUCAAAUAAAAGAAAACUCAAACUUAUUGAUUUGAGAUUUUUUCUAGAAAUCCAAGUCUGAGCUUAAAGCUCGUGUGAGUUUUUCUGGUCACUUUUUGUCGUGCAUCCUUCUGUCUGUUCCUAAGCUUUUAACACUCCAGAACCACUGGACCAAUCCAAUCACACAUGACACAAAUUAUCCUUAGGUGAAGGGUAUUCAUGUUUGAUCAAAUGAAGGGUCAUGCUGCCUCCAGAGGGGAGAUAAUCAAGAAAGCAAAAAUAGGGUGGGGGUCAUUUAAAAAUCUUCGGGAGAACCACUGGGCCAGAAAAGUUUACAUUUACCUGAAAGCUUCCUCGCAUAGUGUACUUAAAAUUUGUUAAAAUCAUGGCUCCUUGGGUAAGGUAGGAACACAAAGGCUCAUGACAACAUGGUGAUCUCUAAGUACCAAUACCACUAAGGUGGCCAUGUUCUGGAGAAACAGACAUUUUAAAAGAUUGUCUUUCUUGUAUGCAUACAUGUACAUAAGGGUGCCCACCCAUAAAAUUUUCAAAUUUAAGGUGAAUCAUUAUCUCUUGUUUCAAAAAAAAGAAAGAGGAUAUUAAAGAAGCAAUCAUAUUUCCCCAUUUGAUAUUUUUAAAAGAUGCGUCUUUUGUCAAUUCCUGAAUGGAAGUUCUGUAGAUGACGCUUCCACUGUUACUUCGUUAUGCACAUUUUCAAAUGGCAAAAAAAAUGACGUGUUUCAAGCCUUGCAAAGUCUUUAAAAUCCGGGGGCCACCAGGGCUUUUCCCUAGACCCAUUGGGGGUCUUGGGGUGGCCCCCAGACCCCCUACUCCAGCAUGCUAGAGGUUCACCGCGAGAUACUUUGACUUGGCGCCGCGUAUAUAAGGAACGUUAACGGACGCUCUACCUUCAACGUUGGAGUACCAGACCCCCUACCGCAUGACACCCCGCGCCCUCUAAUUUCAAUUCCUGAACCCGUCACUGAUAACAUGAUGAGGGGGGGGGGGGGGGGGAUACUUGCAGUGAUAUACAUCUUUUUGAAGGAAACAAAAUGUGCGGUGUUUAAAAUCCCUCCCCAUUCAUAUAUUUGCUAAUUAUAUCGUCUUCUCUUGGUCAAGUUAGCGUCAUGUACAGGGACUCAUGAAAGACAGCAAUGAAGUUGACAUAAAACCACUGGUUAAAUAUUGACUUUCAAUAGUGUCCGUAUUGCGAUAGGACAAUCCAACCGCAAUAUAAAGGUUCAACAAAUACGGUGGAAAUUUUCGGGAACGUCUUACAAGACUUAAUUUAGUUUUACUAGUAAACUCGUUUAAUAUAAAUUAUUAAUCAAAUUAGAUAUUUUUCACGUAUGCGUAAUGUUCACUAUCAGUAGCAGCAUGCAAUCUUCAUCUUUUGUUACGUAGAAUUGAUCGAAGAUGCUAUGAAAUCCACAAAAUCUGAAUACAUUAGACAUUCGUGUGUAUAAACUUUAAUGAUUAUUCAACAGAUUGUAAAGAGCCAUGUUUUACUUGUGUCUGAUCAAUUCACUUCUCUCUGGAAGUGCCGGAGCCCACGGCCGUGUAUAGGGCAAUAGUCUGCCAGCUGCACACUUCCCUAACGAGAAUACAAUGUUCACCUGAAAUGUACAAGUUUAUAUCACAAUACUGGUCGUUCAGCACAUAAUUAUAGAAUUAUGUACGCAUUAAUACGUCUAGGGAAAAAGUACGUGCGUUUUAUGUAAUUCAGUUUUCAAAACUGACACCCAUAUACAUGUAUAUGCACUUUGUCUCGUAGAUUUUCUCCGAGUUGCUCUCAGAUGUUAACAACCUUAGAUAGGAAACCGGUCAUUAUGUUACACGUAUCAAGUGGUGCUUGGAGUUUGCAUGUACUUAUUCUGUUGUUGAUUCAUUCGCUCCCUUUCCUUACACUUGAAGCAGUUAAAACAGAGACACGAAGCCUCGGGGUCCGCGUGGUAGGCACACGGACAAAACUCACAGAAACACAGCAAGACCCUCAAUAUUUCUAGAACACACAGAGUCAUGUCUAUGAUGGCCACUAUCGAUGUGACAGUUCCAUACCACUCCCGAAAAUCCGCCACAUGAAAAAUAAACAGGGCGUGAACGAACGUUGUCGUUUUGAAAGACACGAAAAUAAGUCUCCAUAUUUUGGGGUGGUAAGAAUUGGCGAUGGCUUCCCAUUUUCUCGCGGCGAUGAUAGUCAGGGUGAUCAACAGUGCAAGGACCACACCCACGUAGCAGAGAAUGGGGAUCUUGUAAUUGUCUGUCCAGUCCGGGAAUCCGAGUUUUAGCCACAGAAAAAUAACGGCACCUGCAUCGACAACAUAGCCGAUCCACACCCGGAUAACGAAUAUAAUGACCCACUUUCUGGGAUCUUCACUGAGCUUCUUGUCGACAUAUCUCGAUAUCACACAGUUAGCCAGGCACAGGAUUAGGUCACCAUUAUUCCUGCAACAUUCCGACAUUGCUGCCGAGCGAGUUCAGCUGUCUGUUUAAAAACUCCCAC